Cynoglossus semilaevis (tongue sole) is the source of this 1886-nucleotide messenger RNA. Its product is annotated as vesicular inhibitory amino acid transporter-like. NCBI's taxonomy places the organism in Eukaryota, Metazoa, Chordata, Actinopteri, Pleuronectiformes, Cynoglossidae. The transcript is spliced from 8 exons. Gene Ontology annotation, molecular function: L-amino acid transmembrane transporter activity. The record is from RefSeq and is a predicted model, not a curated record. Gene Ontology annotation, biological process: amino acid transmembrane transport. The coding region runs from base 1 to 1794 and encodes 597 amino acids. Gene Ontology annotation, cellular component: vacuolar membrane.
AUGGAGUCUCCUCCUCUGGCUCAAACUGUGAGGCCGCCCUGGACUUCUGCUGGUUCUCUCUGGGACUGGAUGGUGUCGAGGUUUCACCAGAAGUGGACUACAAGGUUCUUUCAUAAUGAUGAGGAGAUGCUGGUUCUGACCCACAGCGAUGAGCUAAACAGAACCUACGGCGGUGAGAACGGUGGUCCACCUGUGACUGAGCCCGACAGUACCAGUGAGAGACAAGGACCAGUUUCUGACAUGACAGGAUGCAGCUCCUGGUCCACUGGUUUCAAAGAAACCAGAUCUACCCUGGUCUGCACCGGAGCCAGAACCAUCACUCUGACCUCUGCAGUAUCCACUACAGACUGGGUGAAAAGUACCACCAGUCGCCUGGAAGAAAUGAAAUAUUCUGAUGUCCACCUGCAGAAGAUGAGCGGCGGCACCGAGGAACAGAGCGGCUUCGACCAGAGCAGAGGAAACAGGGACAGAAGAGAGAACACAGAAGGACAGGAACCAUCAGACGGAACCGUUCAUUUCUCAGAGUCACGUGGAGACGGUGGGAAAGGAGGGACCAUUUCUGUUGAUCCAAGUCUUCGCCCCACCAUCACUGCCUGGGAGGCUGGCUGGAAUGUGACUAAUGCCAUACAGGGCAUCUUUGUGCUGGGUUUGCCAUUUGCUCUGCUCCAGUCUGGUUAUAUGGGCCUGGUUCUGUUGGUUCUGUCGGCCUGGGUCUGUAACUACACCGGGAGGAUCCUGGUCACCUGUUUGUAUGAAGAAGAACCAAGUGGGAUGUCUAAAGUCAGAGUCCGACAGAGCUACCAGGACAUAGUGGAGGCCUGCUGCAAAGGAUUCUGGUCCAGUUGGUCAGGAGUGGCGGGCUGUGUGGUCAAUGUUGCUCAGGUGAUGGAGCUGUUGAUGACGUGCACCCUCUACCUGGUCGUCUCCACCAGUCUGAUGUCUGACUGUCUGUCAGGGACUGCUGUCCCCAGAUCAGUAUGCUCUCUGGUGUCACUGCUGUUCCUGCUGCCCUGCCUGCUGCUCACUGAUCUCAGACCAGUCUCUGUUCUCAGCCUCUUCUGCUCACUGGCCCACAUCCUGAUCAGCCUGAUGGUCAUGCUGUACUGUCUCAGUCGCUCCAGCACCUGGUCCUGGUUCACUCUGUCUCUGUCUGUGGACCCAGAGAAGUUCCUGGUCUCUGUGGGCGUCAUCAUCUUCUCGUACACCUCUCAGAUCUUCUUGGCUCCUCUAGAGGGCAGUAUGGAAGACAGGGGGCAGUUCAAUGCAAUGUUAGCCUGGACUCACGGAGCUGCCUGUGUAAUGAAGACCAUGUUUUCUUUACUGGCCGUGUUGACCUGGGGUCCAGAGACCAGUGAAGUCAUCACAGAUAACCUGCCCUUUGACCUUCGACCUCUGGUCAAUCUGUGUCUGUUGGCCAAAGCCCUGCUCUCCUACCCUCUGCCGUUCUACUCUGCUGCUGAAAUCCUACAGUCCUGGCUGUUGACAGACCCCGCUGCCCUGCGAUACUCCAAACACAGGAGUGGAGGCGUGUCCUGCUCAGCUCUGCUGGUCCGUGGCGCCUUACUGACGACAUCCCUCCUGGUCCCCAGGUUCUCCUUGUUGAUGGGUUUGACAGGCAGCGUGACAGGGUCAGCCAUGACUCUCAUUCUGCCCUGCCUGUUUCACCUCAGACUUCACUGGGGUCGCCUCACUUUGAGGGACCGGCUGAUUGAUGUUGGUAUACUGAGUCUGGGGGUCGUCUGCAGUCUGUCUGGUGUGAUCUGCUCGGUGAAAAGACUAGUAGAGAGGUUGUAGGAGAGAAAGAAGAAAGAGUGAGAACGGGUCAAUAUGGAAGAGCAACCAGCAUCAAAUGAAUAAAUGUAAGCUGAUAAAUAGAUAAAAGACAA